AUGGCGAUGAAACGCAGCCCGGCUGUGGAACAAAUCGUGGAGUAUGAGGCACAACUCCUAGACGAGAACAAUACGUGGCCUGUAGUGCAAGCAGAGAACGUGCGCCAACUGUCGAAGCUGACGAUGGACGCCGAACAAGCUUUUGAGAAGAUCUUUGCCCGGUACAGCUCCAAUGGUGUCAUUGAGCGCCUCGCCCUCAGGCAACCGAAAGCAACCUUGCAUGUUGAGCGCCUAGGUGGGGGACUCCGCGGCCUGCUGUCCUGCGCCACCAACGAGUACAUUCCAGAGGAGUGCUCCAUGCAUCGCGAGCCAUAA
Messenger RNA from Symbiodinium natans, 315 nucleotides. The record is from the annotation of a GenBank genome assembly. Lineage: Eukaryota; Dinophyceae; Suessiales; Symbiodiniaceae.